AUGAGAUGGAUCCGCAGCCGCAUGACUCUGAGCAAGCGGCUACAGGGCCACUGGCGAGAAGCAGCAUGUGCGCUAAGAUGCACUCAUGGGCUUUCUGUGCACGUCCUGGUCCUGCGGCAGCAGCAUGCCCGAGAAGGCGCCUCGGCCAUGGAUGAGGCUCGGGGGCUCGAGACUCUCACUUUGUCGCCGUUUGAGAUCCACUUCUCUCAGACCCGGAUAAGGUCGGAGUUUCAAGAUGGGCGUCCUUUACAGCUUGCGCUGGAUGAGAUCCAGGUGACGUCCGACGGGCAAGGAGAGGACUUGCUGCUGGUGCCGCCGUUUCCCCGAAUCGAGGUUACGAGGUGGCGCUGCAAGCUGCGGGACAGCACUGGCGCUGCAAAGCUGAGCGAAGGGGGCCUGGAGCUUUACAGCCAGGAGGAGCGCUGGUUCAGCUUCGACAAUCGCCGACUUUGCUGCCUGCAGCGCGCUGCUGCACAGCAUUGGCCAAAGAAAGUAUGCUGCGAAGUGGUUGAGAUCCCACAGACACUGGCGCGGACCCGCGAGUUGCGAAAGUUCGACACGCGAAAUACCGGGCUGAGUGUCCUGGUGGGGCGGCGCGAUGAUCCCAACCCAGAGAAGUGGUGCUGGCGCACGGAGGUUGGGAUCCAGCCCCCUGAGCCCGAGCAGGAGAUCGGUGUCGUUCUGCCGGGUCUCCGCCAUCGGGGGGGACGUCCGCAAGAAUCUGAGCAAGGACACCUUCCGUUCAAGCGCAAUGGGCGACGGAGGUCCCAGCAAGAAGAAGAAACAGCAGGGUCUUCCUUCGGCGCCUUGCGCGGGCUGCUGUCUAACUGGCCUGGUUGGGGUUCUGCGCGUGUUUGA
This is a messenger RNA of Symbiodinium sp. CCMP2592, 858 nucleotides long. The record is from the annotation of a GenBank genome assembly. Lineage: Eukaryota; Dinophyceae; Suessiales; Symbiodiniaceae.